UGGGUUGGGAUGGAUUUGAAGUGUCAUUCGCUCAUGAGGUAUGAAGUUGAUUGGGAUGGGAUGGGAUGGGAUGGGAUGGGAUGGGAUGGGAUGGGAUGGCUUGUAUCUCUACUCUGCAUGUUUGGGGGAGUUGACUACUUGUAGCGCGCUUGUGCUUGUGCUUGUACUAAUUCCUUAAUGGCUAGUAUGGUCUAAUGGAGUUAUGAUGUGCACUUCCACUGCUAUUUGGAUAUUUCGAUGUUUGAAUGAAUGGCUGAGACCAAUAGCUCGAUUACCAGAGGCGAAUGUGACCUUCAACAAAAGGGGAAAUAAAUCUGAAGCUGAGAAGACCAAGGUCACGUGUUUAUUCCUUGCCUUUGGGGAUCGGGGAAGGGAAGGAUGGAGUAUUCACAUUGGAAGAGGCGGGUGUCUUCCCUGCAGACAGAAGGGAAGUCCUAGUGGUUAUCUAUUGUGCAUGAUGCCCCCUAGCAAGUCAAUUUCGUUGAGCCAGAGAGUGUGUUCUGUGGCAUUUGUUUAUCAAGAGCUGUGUCACUUCAGCUGGCCAUCGUCACUAUUCACUGCACCCACUGCAACGAAUGUACCUAUCUGCGGACUUGAUCUUGCAGUCGGUUGCGGUGAAUGCUGUCGUCCCCACCUGUCACAACCGAGCAGGGUGCUACUGGUACUUCCGUACAAUCGUAGAGGAGGGGUACGCACACGCCGUAGUGGUGGUCUUUAUACCAGAAGACGAAAGUCAGUCAUGAGAUUCCGUUGUCAUGACAGGGUACGCGAUGUACGGGUACAAAAUGGGUAGAAUCAAAACAGAUGGGUUUCUGGACCAAGAAACCUACCGUAGUCGUCACGGUCUGCUGCUUCUCGAUACAGCUGCACAAAGUGCUCACGAUGCUGCCUCCUUUCGCAACGAGACUCGACCACGCCACGCCCACCAGCCGCGCAAGCGGAGCUGGAGUUGGUUCCGGUUCAGGAACCUGUCUGAGUCUUCGCGCCGGUGCGGUAAAGGUGGUGGUGACGGUCUUUGUGGGAAGUGGGUAGUGUUCUGAGCGGUAGCUCUCAGCAGGUGG
Molecule: messenger RNA, 1061 nt
Organism: Hyaloscypha bicolor E
Lineage: Eukaryota; Fungi; Ascomycota; Leotiomycetes; Helotiales; Hyaloscyphaceae
Exons: 1
Coding region: 203-793 (196 amino acids)
Source: RefSeq, a predicted model, not a curated record